Apodemus sylvaticus (European woodmouse) is the source of this 8839-nucleotide messenger RNA. RefSeq names its product zyg-11 family member B, cell cycle regulator (gene Zyg11b). The transcript has 15 exons. Gene Ontology annotation, molecular function: protein binding. NCBI's taxonomy places the organism in Eukaryota, Metazoa, Chordata, Mammalia, Rodentia, Muridae. Gene Ontology annotation, cellular component: Cul2-RING ubiquitin ligase complex. The coding region runs from base 494 to 2488 and encodes 664 amino acids. The record is from RefSeq and is a predicted model, not a curated record.
GGCGGAGUCUGUGUUUCGGUCAGGCUGCGGCAGCAGUGGCAGCGGCUGCUGUAGUUCAGAAGAGCGAGGCCGAGGCCUGGGCCCAGCCCGGAGCCGCUGCCUGACCGGAGCCUCCUGGAGCCCCCGCGCCGGCUGAUCUUAGGGGCGGGCUCGGACUCUGCCUGCCACCGCACAGAGGACCGAGGCUGCAUGCCGGAGGAUCAGGCCCACGCAGCCAUGGGUGUGGAUAGGUGCCUGAGGAGGUCAGAAGAAGGUGUGCACACCCCUGGAGCUACAGUUACAGGAGGAAGCGUCUCCCUACUCCUUACUUGACAUCUGCUUGAGUUUCCUGACCACCAACCUCGAGAAGUUCUGUUCAGCAAGACAAGAUGGAACCCUGUGUCUGCAGGAACCUGGGGUAUUUCCACAGGAGGUGGCUGACCGACUUCUUCAGACCAUAGCACUUCACGGUCUCCUGAAUGAUGGAACUGUGGGAAUUUUCAGAGGUAACCAGAUGCGCCUAAAGCGAGCUUGUAUUCGCAAAGCAAAGAUUUCCGCUGUUGCUUUCCGGAAAGCCUUUUGCCACCACAAGCUAGUAGAACUUGAUGCCACCGGUGUGAAUGCUGACAUCACGAUCACAGACAUCAUAAGUGGCCUUGGCAGUAACAAGUGGAUCCAGCAAAAUCUUCAGUGCUUAGUACUGAACUCAUUAACCCUGUCCCUGGAGGACCCAUAUGAGCGGUGCUUCAGCCGGCUUGCUGGUCUUCGAGCUCUGAGCAUCACGAAUGUGCUCUUUUACAAUGAAGACCUAGCUGAAGUUGCCUCAUUGCCUAGACUGGAGAGCCUGGAUAUUUCCAACACCUCAAUCACAGAUAUCACUGCCCUGCUGGCCUGCAAAGACAGACUCAAGUCUCUCACCAUGCAUCAUUUGAAAUGUUUAAAAAUGACUACUACCCAGAUCUUGGAUGUUGUUCGGGAACUAAAGCAUCUGAAUCAUCUUGACAUCUCAGAUGAUAAACAGUUCACAUCAGACAUAGCCCUUCGAUUAUUAGAGCAAAAGGACAUCUUGCCCAAUCUUGUCUCCCUGGAUGUUUCAGGGAGAAAGCAUGUGACAGAUAAAGCUGUUGAAGCUUUUAUACAGCAGCGGCCUAGCAUGCAGUUUGUAGGUUUGCUGGCCACAGAUGCUGGAUACUCUGAAUUCCUUACAGGCAAAGGACACUUGAAGGUGUCUGGAGAAGCCAAUGAAACCCAAAUUGCAGAAGCGUUAAGGCGGUACAGUGAACGGGCAUUUUUUGUCAGGGAGGCUUUGUUUCAUCUUUUUAGCCUGACUCAUGUGAUGGAAAAAACAAAACCAGACAUUUUAAAGCUUGUGGUUACUGGGAUGAGAAACCAUCCUAUGAAUUUGCCUGUGCAGCUGGCUGCAAGCGCCUGCGUGUUUAACCUAACUAAGCAGGACCUUGCUUUAGGCAUGCCCGUCCGGCUCCUAGCUGAUGUGACCCAUCUGCUGCUCAAGGCCAUGGAGCAUUUCCCUAACCACCAGCAGUUACAGAAGAAUUGCCUCCUCUCACUUUGCAGUGACCGGAUUCUUCAAGAUGUUCCAUUUAACAGGUUUGAAGCGGCCAAGCUUGUCAUGCAGUGGCUUUGCAACCACGAGGAUCAGAACAUGCAGAGAAUGGCAGUGGCUAUCAUUUCCAUCCUGGCUGCCAAGCUGUCUACAGAACAGACUGCACAGCUUGGUGCCGAGCUCUUCAUUGUCAGGCAACUUCUUCAAAUAGUGAAACAGAAAACUAAUCAAAAUUCCGUGGACACUACAUUGAAAUUUACUUUGAGUGCACUUUGGAACCUCACAGAUGAAUCCCCAACGACGUGCAGACACUUCAUUGAAAAUCAAGGGUUGGAACUCUUCAUGAGGGUUCUAGAGUCUUUCCCAACCGAGUCAUCCAUUCAACAAAAAGUUCUAGGACUUUUGAACAACAUAGCUGAAGUACAAGAGCUGCAUUCUGAGCUAAUGUGGAAGGAUUUUAUAGACCACAUCAGCAGUCUCCUCCACAGUGUUGAAGUAGAAGUCAGUUACUUUGCAGCUGGAAUUAUCGCCCACUUAAUCUCGAGAGGUGAACAAGCAUGGACCUUGAGCCGAAGCCAGAGGAAUUCUCUUCUUGAUGAUUUGCAUUCAGCUAUUUUGAAAUGGCCGACUCCAGAGUGUGAGAUGGUAGCAUACAGGUCCUUUAAUCCAUUCUUUCCACUACUUGGCUGUUUUACAACUCCUGGAGUCCAGCUGUGGGCAGUUUGGGCCAUGCAACAUGUCUGCAGCAAGAAUCCGUCAAGAUAUUGCAGCAUGCUGAUUGAAGAGGGAGGACUGCAGCAUUUGUACAACAUCAAAGAACAUGAGCAGACAGAUCCCUAUGUCCAGCAGAUCGCUGUUGCCAUUCUGGACAGUUUAGAGAAACACAUUGUGCGCCAUGGAAGGCCCCCUCCCUGUAAAAAGCAGCCGCAGGCCCGACUGAAUUGAUAGCCAUAGAUAGUUGGGUAACGAACAAACAAUGAGAAGCAUUUUUUGGUUGGUUCAUUUGGAAUAGCGUGCUCUCUGGUGUUUGGGGGCGGGGCGGGGGGGGGGUGUCUGUGGUAAGAGUCCUGUGAUCCAUUUGGAAUCGGUAAUGUACAGUACUGCCCAUGUGAACAGUCUGAUUUCUUUUGUGACUUUUAACUUAUGAAGCAAGAAAGGUCUUCCUUCAAUAUUGUCUCUUAGGAAAUCUUUCAGUGUUUGAACUUAACCUGUGCUUGAAAUCCUACAGUUUCAUGAUAAGUUGCACGCACUCUUACGCAGACCUUCCUUGCAGUGAGCAAGGCCGCUGACUUGACUUCAGCCCCACCUCCCUAUAAUUUUAUAUUGCUUCUGUAAAAAUGCCCCCAUUCUCCGUGUAUCUUUCACAAGAUGCCCUUCUUUGUGUGAGUGGAAGCUGUUGUAUUUCUAGAAUCUUCUUGCUGUCAGGAGCAUGAAUGGUAGUCAAAGGAUUAUAAAAGAAAGACAGACCAUGAAAGAAGGGCAGAGUUGAAAAGGAAUUAGAAAUAGCUUUUGUGGUAUAGCUCUGGAAAUGGAGAAGGUUCUCCUGGUGUUCCUCUGCUAAGGCGGGAGCUGAAGGCUGGAAGCACAGACCAUUGCUGUCCCUUCUUUUCCAAGGUCAUUCUUACUCAAGUGGAGUCAAGACUAUGCUUGGAAUUAAUUUGCUUACUUACAAUGGACAACAGAAAAUUUGUUGCAAAAACUUAAACAUGAUUUGGAGUGUGGCUCAGUGGUAGCAUAUGUUCUUAGAAUGUAUGAAUUCAGUACCCAGCACCACACACAACAAAAAGUUCAAUGUUUCUUCUGUUCAAAUCUGUUUAUUUGUCAGGCAUUUAGUGGCUCAUGCCUGCGAUCUUAACACUCAGGAACCUGAGCAGCAGGAGUGCAGUGAGUUUGAGGGCAGCCUGAGAUAGAAAGUGACAUGGAGUGCAUCUUCAUUAUGUGUUCAUGUUAGAAAAGGAUGUAAGGGAAGAAUGGGUGGCUGCAGGAUGAUUAGAUGUGUAGUCGGCUGGAUAAGAGGAAAUGUUUUUGAUGGAUUAUUUUUUUAGGCAGUUGUCUUUUCUUUAAGAUAAUUGAUACAGGAAGACUAAGUUAUCAUCCUAUGAACCCAGGAGGCAGCAAGUCAGCAACAAACUUAAUUUCCACUAUAAUUUUAGGUUGGGAAUAAUUCAAACCUAUAAUCCAGGAACGGCAAGGGCGAGACAGGAUUCCAGUUGGAGGUAAGCUAGGCCACAGAGCUACAAGCCAACCUGGAAGUCCCUUCCUCACGAAACAAAACAAAGUUUUUAUUUUAAGGGGGUCUUUGUGGCACUUGCCCUUAAUUCAAAACACUAAGGAUCAGGUGUCUUUCAGGGUCAUCAUGGACUAGAUAGCAAGACCCCAUCUCAAAACAAACAAGGACACUCACAUCUUGUUUUGUAAAUAGGUCUAAUCUGAAAUCUCUUCUGAUGACAUUCACAUGUCUAAAAUGUUUUCAGCAGAGUUUUAAAGUAACUCAGGAUUAUUUAAGUUUAAAAAGGAGCUAGCUUAAGAUGUGCAUCUGAGCGUGCACCUGCACCCUAGUUUGAGGAAAACAGAGAUGAGAGGAAUAUGAGUUCUAAGCUAGCCUGGACUACAAGAGUGACCAGUGGCUCACUGAUAGUAUGCAUUAACAUGUCUGAUCCAUGUUUCAUACUACUGUUGCAGUCCUUGGCCUUGAAUGUUUCAGACUUCCUUCAUAGUGAUGAUACUGAAUCAAACUGGAAGAAAACAGACACAUAGAAUUGGUCAAGGGUUUUUGAGAGCUAUAAGGUACAUUUUUACUCAAGAAAGCUAUAAGGUACAUUUUGAACAUGGUUGCUCAAAGUAGUGGUCCACCACUAAAGACAAGAUUGUCCUUUUGAGGCUAGCCUGGGCUACCUAGUGAUGCUUAUCUCAGCAGCCUCUAUCACAGAAGAUGCAGUUUUUAUACUUAAACACAUUUAGAAAAAAAGAAAAUUCUUUCAGAGGUAUAGUUUUUGCUUUUUGUUGACAUUUCCCCCUUAAUUUUAAUGUCUAAGACAAAAUCCUGACAGUACGAUAUAGUCUGCAAUAACUAGCAAGCUUGUGGUGUUGACCUGCCAAGCUUACAUAGCACUCUUGUGAAAUACUUGAGAACUUUGAUAUCAAGUGUCAGGACAAAAGUACAUGUUCUUAUAGGCUGUUACUAAUCUUGCUUUUACAAAGUUUCCGAAAAAUAGAGUCAGGUGUGGUAGUGUACACCUGUAAUCCCAGUAUCAACAGCUACUUAGCAAAUUUAGAACCAGCAUUGGUUAUCUGACAUCCUACCUGGAGAAGCAGAACAAGAAGUGGUCAAAUUCUGAGUAGCCUGACACAUGAAGGUGCAAAACCAAUUUAAUUCAUACUUCCUAGGCCAGCCAAGGCUAGAUUGCAAAACAACUUAGAACAAACAAACCCACAAACUCAAAGUGACCGUAUCCCAAGUAAAACAAGCUGCUAGUGCCUCUGUGUUUUUUAUUUUUGUUUGUUGGGUGGUGGUGUGUAUUAUACAUGUAUGUAUAUAUGUACAUAUUUUUGUAUAUGUAUAUAUACAUACAUUAUGUAUGUACAUACAUAAUGUAUGUAUAUAUACUUUAUUUUUUUUUUUGGUGUUUUGGAUUUGGUUUUUUUCAAGACAGGGUUUCUCUGUAUAACCCUGCCCUGGAACUCACUCUGUAGACCAGGCUGGCCUUGAACUCAGAAAUCCGCUGCCUGCCUCUGCCUCCCAGAGUGCUGGGAUUACAGGUGUGCGCCACCACCUCCCAGCUCAAUAUUUUGGUGUUUGAGAUAAGAGUCUUAACUAUGUGUAGACCCAAGGCUGUAGUCUGUAUUGAUCUCAUUCAAUUGACAUUCCCAAGUAAGUGGUAGGAUUCCAGGCAUGUGCUACCAUGUCUGGCUAUGGGAUGGUUCUUUUUUUGUUUUGUUUUUGUUUUUCAAGACAGGGUUUCUUUGUGAAGCCUUGGCUGCCCCUCUGUAAACUAGGCUGACCUCAAACUCAGAGAUGUGCUCAUCUUUGCUUCCAGAGUACUGGGGUUAAAGGUGUGCACACCCCACUGCCUGGCUCUGGGAUGGUUCUUAAAACUGUCACUAAGAAUUUUCAAUAAAGUCCUGAAUAUAGCUAAAAUGUAGUAAACACAUAUGUGUUUAUAAAUUACAAAUGUCUAGUCAGCUUCUAUGGGCCUCCCAUUUGUACUUGGUGAUACUUCUGAAGCCACUGGCCUAGUGGUGUGCUUUCAGGCAUAGUUUAGACUAACCUGAAUGACCUUGUUGAACUAACUCAUCAGUAUACUCAGACACAAGCCAUUGGGUCAGGAAUACCAAGACUUGUAUCUGCUGAAAGAAAUACAUUCACAAGGACCCAGCUUUAGUCCCCAGCAUCCUUCCAGAGAGGAACAGGAUUAUUAGACUUUGCAAGACUGGAGUUGAAUAAAGCAAAAUAUAGCAAAUCAAAGCAUCUGGGUUUUGUGUACCAAACACAUUUUUGCCAUGGUCUUUGGACUCUGAAGUUGUUUUCCUUCGGGGUGGAGAGUGCAACUCAGCUCAGCACUGGAGUGAGUACCCUGAGUUGAGCCCCUACUGUCAGAAAAAGAGAAGAUAGUUAAUGUUUUCUUUUUGUAUCAGUAAAACCAUAAAUCAAGAAUGGGGGUGGACACAGUGACUAUUGAUCUUACUACUUUGGUGGCUUGAUGGCAUGUUAAUAUGCACUGGCUUGUCUCUGAUGCUCUUUGACCAUAGGUCUCCUUUGGUGCAUGCUGAUGAAAACAUUUAAUGUGCCAAAUCAGGAUCAAUGAAGGAACAGUAAAUUCCACUCAGCUUUGGUUCCGUUUUGUUUUAUAUUUAAGACAGGGUCUUUUGUAGCCCAGGUUGUCUCAGGCUCACUGUGCUUCUGAGGAUGACAUUGUACUGUUUGCCUCCCCAUGCUGUGCUGGGGUUACAGUCAUGGGCCACUGUCCCCAGCUCUCUUUUGCCUUUUUUGAGGUAGAAUCUUGACAUGUAUUCCAUGCUGCCCUCAGACCUCUUGAGUGCUGGGAUUGUGGGAAUGCACCAAACCUGGCUUGCCGUGUUUCAGAAUGCAUCCUCCUCCUCCCCCAAGCUUAGAACAGUAAAUAACCAUAUUCAAAGUUGACAAAGGGAGAAGUAGUAACAGAGAUGAAUCAUUUUGUAAUGGUAACCUGCAGUGUCUUGUCUCCAAGGACACACUUUUAUUAGUUGGUUAUUAUGGGACUCUAAUUGGGUUUUAAACAGUGUUAAUAAGCUAAAGGCAUAGAUUAAAUGCCUACUCUCAGCUGAUGUGGGCUCUUCCAGUUUUAUCUACAUAUUUAUGUAGAGAGAUUUUUUUUGGGUCAGACCUGCUCUGAGACUGCUUCCAGAGAGGUUUGCAAACUGUUUUCCUUCUUAAACCCUAUGUAUGAUUUCAGAUGAUUUUGUUUAACUCGUGGAUAUUGGAUGUUUAGUCCUUGUCAUUGGCUGUGUGUUGACAGUUUUGAUUUUCAGUGUUAACUCAUUAAAGUGUUCAUUUUAGUAAUGAUGCAAACUCCACCAGUGAUAGGAAUAAGAGUAUGGUAGAGAAGUUUGCACUGGGUUUUAGGCUCAUCACGGCUUGUGUUACCUAGAAUUUCAUGGACUUUGCAUGAUGUGGCACGCCAUAGUACAUGCAGUUGCUUAUUUCCCAGAUUUAACCUAAGACACUGAUGACUAAUAGCCUAAGACAGAACUUUCUCCCACCUUUCCUCUGCUCUACUUUUAAAAGAAAAUAAUUAUGCAAAACUGAAUGCAGUUUCUUACUACUGUGCUGACAGGGUGCCUCUUUAGGACACAGCCUAGCUGGCAGUCAGAUCAAUGACAAGUACAAAUAUGCCAGCAGUGUGGUAGCUUAUGCUUGUGACCCUAAUGUGCCAGUGGUGGAUCAGGGAGACCCUGACUUCUGCACCUCCUUGGUCUAUGCCUACAAGGGAGGCUGAAGCAGGAGGAUCAUUUGAGGACUUAAGUAAGUUACAAGUUUAAAAUGAGACUUGGCAACAUAAUACAAUCCAGCCUCAAAAAGAUAAUUGUAGCUGAGUGUGCUGGUGCACUCUUUAAUCCCAGCACUCAGGAGGCAGAGGCAGAAGCAGGCAGACUUCUUGAGUUAGAGGCCAGCCUGGUCUACAGAGUAAGGACAACCUGGGAUGCACAGAGAAGCCCUGUCUUGGGGUUUAGGGGGAAUAUAUAUAAUUUUUAAAAUUUGUCAAAGAUAUUUUGUGGCAAAUCAUAAAUCUAUUUCAUUAAUGGUAAAGACUUGAUUUUGGGCUUACUUUAUGGAAAAAAAUUGAGUUUUUUAAAGGUUUUUUUGUUCAUUAUUGAGUCAGAGUAAGACUCAAAUGUAUGAGUCAAAUGUGUGUAGCUCUUGCUGUCUUGGAACUUGCUAUGUAGACCAGGUCUGCCUCUACCUCCCGAAUGCUGGGAUCAAAGGCAUGUGCCAACACACCAGGCUCUUUUAACCUUAUUUUAAUCAACUUUGGAGCAAGAUACUCUUUAAUUAAUGAAAAGUCUAAGACACUUUCAUGAAGGGAAGUCUUUCACAGCAUUUUUCCUCUAAAAAUCAACGUGAAAAUUUGAAUUCUCAGAUAGUAGGCAGAAACGUUUUUUAAGUCACUGACUUGUGGGUCAGCGAGAUGGCUCAGUAGGUAAAGGUGCUUCCUGCCAAGCCUGAGUUCAGUUUGCUACGGUAGGAGUGGUCCUCAUGGUGGACGGAGAGGACUGAGUCUCACAAGUUGUCUCUGGUCUCCGUGUGUGUAUGGUGUACACUCAUGCUCCACAGUAAUAGAGAAGUAAAUAUAACAAAUGUAACCAACAUUACCUUCUCCAGCAGAGGCAGAGCAGGAUUGUGAGUUGGGAGGCCAGCCUGAGCUACUGGAUGAGGUCCAGGCCAUCUUGGGCUACAUAAAACCCUGUCUGAAAAAUCCAAAACAGUAACUAAAUUAAUGACAAAAUCUCUGAUGUUUAGGAUUCCUCUGUCAAAGUAUGGACAUGUGAGAAGCAUGCAUGUGAGAAGCUGUCUUUUGCUUGAAUUCUGAUGGGAUUUAACUUUCCAAGAAAUGCAAAACCCAUUAGAAAGUUGAAUGUGUGUGCAUUUCAGAUACAAUUCUGGAUUGUCUGGGCUGAAGGAGUUGUAGUUACGGCCUGGUGCACAGGAGCAUUCUGCCCGUAAAUCAUGCUGUGUAUUCAGAUUGAACUCACUGAAGUAUUAAUGUUGUAUGUACAGAGUGAGAUUUUUUUUUGCCUAAAUAAAUGUUACAAAUUUUA